GCCACGGGCUGGACUCUGGGCCAACGAGGUGUGGCGGAGCUCAGCUGCAGAGGGAGGCAGCACAGACAUCUCUGAGCUCCAAGCUGUGAGCUGAGCUCUGAGCUCUGGGUUGAGACAGGAGGCAAGUGCCGGCCAGUCUGCGGCCCAGCAGCAGCAGCAACAGCAGCAGCAGCAGCAGCAGCAGCAGCAGCAGCAGCAGCAGCAGCAGCAGCAGCAGCAGCCAGGAGCUUGGGGAUGCUGGUGGAGCCAAGGAGGAGUGCUCACUCAACCCGACACUGCAUCCAGACUCUGGGUCCCUGAAGACUCAAGUUUGGAGAGGGGAAUCUCCCCAACUGAACUCAGGCACAAACUUUAGGGGACAGACUUUGUGGCUAGAGACCUGUGAUGAAGAUGCCCUUGUCCUCAGGAAGUUGGAGGUAGAGAGGUUCCUGGCAGGCUGUGGGAGAUCCCACUGCCUGGUUCCCACCAUGAGGGAUCUGCCAGCACUGUCUUGCCGCUGGGCCUGGCUACUCUGGUCCUUCAGCAGCUUUCAGAUGUGCGGAACCCAGCCCAGAUCCCAGGAGCACCCAGGGUUUGCGGUCUUGGCUUCUGCUUCUCAUUACUGGCCUUUGGAAAAUGUGGAUGGGAUUCUUGAACUUCAGGACACAACUGGAGCGUUGCGAACCCACAACCUCACUGUGCCUCCCUCCCACAAUGCUACCUUUGUCUUUACCAAUGACUCUGCCUACUCCAACUUCUCUGCGACCGUAGAUAUCAUGGAAGGGAAGGUCAGCAAAGGUAUUUACCUCAAGGAGGAGAAGGGGGUGACAUUCCUCUACUACGGCAGCUACAAGUCAUCCUGUAUCAGCAACCCGGCCCAGUGUGGACCUGAGGGAGUCACGUUUUCGUUUUUCUGGAAGACUCAAGGAGAGCAGCCUCGACCAGCCGCCUACGCUUAUGGGGGACAGGUCAUCUCUGAUGGCUUCAAAAUCUGCUCUAGUGGAGGGAAGGGCUCUGUGGAGCUGUACACGCGUGAUAAUUCCAUGACAUGGAAGGCCACCUUCAACCCUCCGGGUCCUUAUUGGACUCAUGUCCUGUUCACGUGGAAGCCCAAGGAGGGCCUAAAAGUCUAUGUCAAUGGAACUCUGAGCACCUCAGACCCGAGCGGCAAAGUGUCUCACACCUAUGGGGAUCCCCAUGUCAACCUGGUCAUAGGGUCGGAGCAGGACCAGACCAAGCAUUACGAGAAUGGAGCUUUCGAUGAGUUCAUCAUCUGGGAACGUGCACUCACUCCCGAUGAGAUCAACAUGUACUUCACGGCUGCUGUCGGUAAACACGCUCUAUUGUCUUCAACACCGCUGGCGAUGCCCACGGCACAUUCUGUGAUGCCCACAGAUGCCUACCACCCAAUCAUCACCAACCUGACAGAGGAGAGGAAAUGCUUCCAGAGACCUGGAUCGGUGCUGCGGUACCUUCAGAACGUGUCUCUCAGCUUGCCCAAUAAAUCCCUCUCGGAAGAAACCGCGCUGAAUCUCACACAGACCUUCUUAAGAACUGUGGGCGAGGUGCUUCUACUGCCCAGCUGGACCCAGGCAUCAGAGGACAACACCGUGACACUGGGCUUGGUCAACACCAUCGAUACCGUCAUGGGUCACAUCUCAUCCAACCUGCAGUCGAGAGAACCCCACGUCACCCUCACAGGCUCUUCCUCCAUGGCAGAUUUCUCCGUGGCCAAGGUCCUUCCCCCAGCACUGAGUGCCCCCCACUACAGAUUCCCAGCCCAUGGGCACAGUUACAUUGAGAUUCCGAGAGAGGCCCUUCACGGCAAAGCCUGGACCACCAUUGUCGGCCUUCUCUACCACUCCCUGCACUAUUACCUGAACAACAUCCCCCCGGCCAGCACAAAGAUUCCCGAGGCUGUGAACUGCAGAGACUGCUUGCUGUCUGUCGCCAGCCGGCUGAUCUCCCUGGAGGUGUCCCCGCCGCCCACUCUGUCCCAGAACCUAUCGGGCUCUCCUCUGAUUACUGUCCACCUCAGGCACAAACUGACUCAUAAGCAGUAUGCUGAUGCCACCAACGAGAGCAACCGCCUCUUCCUGUAUUGCGCCUUCCUUAACUUCAGCUCCGGGGAAGGCGUCUGGUCAAGUCAGGGCUGUGCGCUCACAGAGGGAAACCUCACCCACUCAGUGUGCCACUGUACCCAUCUCACCAACUUUGCCAUCCUCAUGCAAGUGGUCCCACUGCAGCUCUCACGCGGACACCAGGUGGCGCUGUCGUCCAUCAGUUACGUUGGCUGCUCUCUGUCAGUCCUCUGCCUGGCUGCCACACUGGUCACCUUCGCAGUACUGUCUUCUGUCAGUACCAUUCGGAACCAGCGUUACCACAUCCAUGCCAACCUGUCCUUUGCUGUCCUGGUGGCCCAGGUCCUGCUGCUCAUCAGUUUCCGUAUGGAGCCUGGCACGGUCCCAUGCCAGGUGCUGGCUGUCCUCCUGCACUACUUCUUCCUGAGUGCCUUUGCUUGGAUGAUGGUGGAGGGCCUGCAUCUCUACAGUAUGGUGAUCAAGGUCUUCGGGUCAGAGGACAGCAAGCAUCUCUACUACUAUGGGAUAGGCUGGGGGUGCCCGCUCCUCAUCUGCAUCAUCUCCGUGUCAUCCUCUAUGGACAGUUAUGGGACGAGUGACAGCUGCUGGCUGUCACUGGGGAGCGGUGCCAUUUGGGCCUUUGUGGGCCCUGCCCUGCUUGUCAUUGUGGUCAACAUUGUCAUCCUGGUAGCUGUGACGAGGGUCAUCUCCCACGUCAGCACCGACAACUACAAGAUACAUGGGGACCCUAGUGCCUUCAAGUUGACAGCCAAGGCUGUUGCUGUGUUGCUACCCAUUCUGGGAACCUCAUGGGUGUUUGGAGUGCUUGCUGUCAGUGACCGGGCCCUGGUCUUCCAAUAUAUGUUUGCUGUGCUCAACUCCUUGCAGGGCCUUUUCAUCUUCCUUUUUCACUGUCUCCUAAACUCAGAGGUGAGAGCCGCCUUCAAGCACAAGACCAAGGUGUGGUCCCUCACGAGCAGCUCUGGCCGUACCACAAGCACGAAGCCCUUCAGUUCAGAUAUCGUCAACGGGACCCGGCCAGGCACGGCAUCUACAAAGUUAAGCCCAUGGGACAAGAGCAGCCAUUCUGCCCACCGUGUGGACCUAUCCGCUGUGUGAUCAGGGUGACUGCCACUCAAAACGAGUGCCUUCCCUGUAGCAGAGAAAAAUGCACACCCUGCCUCCAUCAUGGGUCCCUUUCCUUGCUGCCUCGGCCUGAGUUUACAGCCCCGACCUAUGCAGUACAGAGUGUUUCCCUAGCACUGCAAGUUGACUCAGGGGGGUGUGGCCAGCGAUGAUGUGACCCUUCUUCACUGAUGCGGUAGGCACUUCUGUUCUCUGUGGACCCCAGAGCACAAAGUAGUCCUUGGUGACACCUAAGUGUAAACCUCCCUUGUUACCCUGUGCACAGAGCACCGCACCAGCAAGGCUGUGGUAAAUGAGGCCUAAGGAUGCAGCCACAGGAGGGCAUAGCCUCAGCCUUGAUGGAGACUCGGAGUCCUGGGGGAUAUUUCAGCUCCUGUGUGUCUCCAAAGGGUCAACAGAGGUAGCUGGGUUAUGUGGGGGAAUGAGGACAGCACCAAUUGGAAUGUACAUCUUUAUGUAAAGGGCCACUAAUUGGGCCACCUCUCACCAGUUCUGGGGUCUCUGCCUUUGCCUGUCUGGAGUCACCCACUCUCCUGUGUAUGGAGUCUUGUGAAGACAGCCUAACGGAGCCACUGCUUAGGAACUGACUCAGCCUACUUCUUGCAAGCUGUGCCUUGCUGGACCUAAAGCCAGCCUUAGAAAGCCUUUUCAGACAUGAGCCUCUCUACUGUCCCUUGCCUCCUCCAGGGCCGAGACCCCCUGCUGGACAUCCACCUGCAUCAGAGUCUCCUGAUUUUCUGCUAGUGCAGCUACCCCUAUGGUCUGCUUUCUCGUGGCUUUGGCAUUACCACCUCUGUGUAAGAGCCAGUGAGGAACAAAACAGCUGGAUGUCCUUCAUGUCACACAUCAGACCAUCCACACCAUUAGUGACCGCACCAAGUCUCCACCACUAGGCAGGGUGGCCACUGGAGGUAUGACUUAGCUCUGGGAGGUGCAGUCACUGUGACAACCGCUUGUCAACAAGAUCCUCGUGUGGGUGGGGAUCACGGAGAAUAAUGGAACAGGCUGUGAAGGUCCAACUAGCCUAAGUUGUCUUAGGACAGGAACCUAAGUGUUUGUGACAUGCACAGCCCAGACGACCAGUCUGGCCCUGAUACUGGAAAAUCCUCACUUCCCAUGACAUCCCUGAGCUCCUACCUGCACCCCCCCCCCCCGCCCACUUUCUUGGCUUUAGAAUAUGUUUCCACUCAGUUCUAUGGAUCUUUUUGGCUUAAAUUGUUUUCUCUUCUUUUCUCCACUGUACAGAAAUGGAGCCAGGGCCUGGCAUAGCUAGGCAAGCACUCCACACUGAGCCACACCCCAGCCCCUAAGUGACAGCCCCCAUGCAGGCAUCUCUUCCAGAAGCCAUAAGGCUAUAGGACCCGACUUUGUGCUGUUCAAGCCAGGACUUAAAUCUAUCAGCCAACUGGGCCCCUGUGACUCUCCUGCAGCCCCUGUGGCCAAUGCAGGCUGAGGCCAUGCCGAGACUCUGUGCUCGGUGACAAGUCCCGUCUAUAGAAUGUGUGUGGUCACUGCUCAGCAUCUCACUACUCCUCAAACCAGACACCAGUGACCCAGGGUCCAACCUGCCCUGCUGAGCUCCCAGUAGUGAGAACACUGUAUCCCUUCCACGCGUACUGGGCUCCCACUGAUGCAUGGCAGGCCAGGGCUGGCUUUACUUCCCACGGAAUGCUCAGUUUCUGGCUUUUUGGUAAUACUCGCUCUUACGUAGCUGAUAUAUAGAGAGAAGUCAAGAGCAGACCCUGUCUCGGCUACCCGUUCCCAGUGAGUGAGAGCGUGCGGUUUAUUUAUAGACUACCGACUUUGGCUUCUGCAAUCAUUUAUUAUCUGUGUGUAAUUUGGCCCCACAUAAAUUAGAAAGAAUGGUGUGUGUGAGAAGUUACGGCAGAGGGGAGAUGAUGAGUUGCUGCUAUCGU
Chionomys nivalis (European snow vole) is the source of this 5122-nucleotide messenger RNA. It is a transcript of the gene Adgrd1, whose product is annotated as adhesion G protein-coupled receptor D1. Bases 468 to 3179 code for a protein of 903 amino acids. Lineage: Eukaryota; Metazoa; Chordata; Mammalia; Rodentia; Cricetidae. The record is from RefSeq and is a predicted model, not a curated record. The transcript has 26 exons. Gene Ontology annotation, cellular component: membrane. Gene Ontology annotation, biological process: adenylate cyclase-activating G protein-coupled receptor signaling pathway; cell surface receptor signaling pathway. Gene Ontology annotation, molecular function: G protein-coupled receptor activity.